Messenger RNA from Budorcas taxicolor (takin), 1857 nucleotides. It is a transcript of the gene SPATA16, whose product is annotated as spermatogenesis associated 16. Gene Ontology annotation, cellular component: Golgi apparatus. The record is from RefSeq and is a predicted model, not a curated record. Lineage: Eukaryota; Metazoa; Chordata; Mammalia; Artiodactyla; Bovidae. Gene Ontology annotation, molecular function: protein binding. Gene Ontology annotation, biological process: spermatogenesis.
AUGGGACGUUUCAACCUGGGCUUCCGCGAGCACACUGACCAACGUGGCCUCAAAUCCGGACGUUUGGACUCGGGUGUGGCCAGAUGCGGCAGCUGGGAGGUGUCCAGAGCUUCCUCCCGCCCGUGCGGGGUUGAACUGCCUAGGUGUUUUAAGGGGCAAUCAGUGGAUUCAGGAAGCAGUAGGAGCUUGGAGAAUACAAUAAAUAAUCUUGUUCCAAAGAUAAACAGCAACAAAAUGUCCACUUUAGCAAACCCGCCCAGCAUCCUGGAAAUGCCACAAGAGAUUAAGAAAAGCUGUGGAGACAAACAGGUAGAAAUCACAGUUGAAAGAAUAAAAGUGGCAAAGAGUCUCAAAGAAAAACAAAGCAAUGAUUUAGAGAAAGUGGCCUUUAAACGGAAGGCAGAAGGUGACGAAAAGCCAGCUGGAAAGAAAGAGGCAAAAAUAAUAGAACUUGACAAUCUGUUGAUCACCAUGCCCCUGCCUCAUAUACCCUUAAAGAAUAUCAUGGAUGUGGAGGUGAAGUUGGUCUACGUUGAUGAAGAGAACGUGAGCUAUGAGUUUGUAGAAUCCUACCCGUCCACUGGGAAUCAGCCAACAUGCCGAGCUGCUGAAAUAGUGGACCCUUUGCGUGGACCUAAUUUCAGCGUUCUGCCUCAGAUUGACAAAUGGCUUCAGGUAGCCUUAAAGGAUGCCAGUUCUUGCUACAGACAGAAGAAAUAUGCUGUGGCAGCAGGACAGUUCAGAACAGCACUGGAGCUUUGCAGCAAAGGGGCGGUUCUGGGAAAACCAUUUGAAGCAUCUGCUGAAGAUAUAGCUAGUGUGGCAAGUUUCAUUGAGACAAAGCUUGUUGCAUGCUAUCUGCGAAUGAGGAAACCUGACCUUGCCCUGAAUCAUGCUCACAGGAGCAUUGUUUUAAACCCUGCCUAUUUCCGAAAUCAUCUUCGUCAGGCAACAGUGUUUAGAUGUCUGGAGAGAUAUUCAGAAGCUGCCCGGAGUGCCAUGAUUGCUGACUACAUGUUCUGGCUCUGUGGAGGAAGCGAACAUGGUAUAAGCAAGCUCAUCAAACUGUAUUGGCAGGCCAUGAUUGAGGAAGCCAUCACCAGAGCGGAAUCUUUCUCAGUUAUGUACACACCAUUUGCAACAAAAAUCAGAGCUGAUAAAAUAGAAAAAGUAAAAGAAGUUUUCACAAAAAUUCAUCCUGCAUACGUGGAGUAUAUUUACACAGACUUUCAAGGACUCCACGUGUUGCCUCAGACAGUUGACUGGUCAUCUUUUCCUCCUCAACAGUAUCUCUUGACUCUCGGGUUCAAAAACAAAGAAGAUGGAAAGUUUUUGGAAAAAGUGUCAAGUAGGAAGUUACCAACAUUUACAGAACAUAAAACUCCCUUCGGUCUGCUGACCAGAGAAGACACAGUGAGACACAUGGAGACAAUGGGGAAGCGAAUCUUGCCAAUAUUGGACUUUAUUAGAGGCACCCAACUGAAUGGGAGUUUUCAUGCGUGCUCAGGUGUGAUGGAGAAGUUGCAAUAUGCCAGCCUUCUCAGCCGGCUGCAGAGAGUAAAGGAACAGUCCCAGGUGAUCAAUCAAGCAAUGGCCGAGCUAGCAACCAUUCCCUAUCUACAGGACAUCAGUCAACAGGAGGCGGAAUUACUACAGUCACUAAUGGCAGACGCCAUGGACACCCUUGAAGGAAGAAGAAACGAUAAAGAACGUGUGUGGAAUACAAUUCUAAAGGUUGGACGAAUUGAAGAUUUUCUAUACCAAUUAGAGGAUAGUUUCUUAAAAACUAAAAAACUGAGAACUGCUCGAAGGCAAAAAACAAAGAUGAAGCGGCUUCAAACUGCACAGCAAAGCUAG